UAACAAAAGUUUUUACAAGGCAGGGACAAAGUCAGCGGUGGGUGUGGUAAUCAGAAAGAUUUAAAAUUCUCACAUGCGACAGAAACUGCAUUUCAGCUGCUGUCGUGGUUCGGAGGAAAGUACUGCUACUGCAUUGAUUCUUUGUUUAGUAACAUGACCAGCAAGAAAAUAAUUGCAGUGUUUGGAGCAACAGGAGCUCAGGGCGGCUCUGUGGCCAGGGCCAUGUUGGAGGGCAAAAAGUAUGUGGUGAGAGCGCUGACCCGAGAUGUGACCCAACCAAAGGCGCAGGUGCUCCGGGACCUUGGGGCCGAGGUGGUUAAAGGGGACCUGAAUGACAAAGCAUCGGUGGAGGCUGCCUUGAAAGGAGCCUAUGGGGCCUUCCUGGUAACCAACAUCUGGGACCAUUUCAGCAAAGAGAAAGAAGUGUGUCAGGGCAAGGUGGUGGCUGAUGUUGCCAAGAGCCAGGGUCUGAAGCACGUGGUGUACGGCGGCCUGGAGAACGUCAAGCGCCUGACAAACGGCAAGCUGGAGGUGCUGCACUUUGACGGGAAGGGAGAGGUGGAGGAGUAUUUCUGGUCCAUUGGCGUUCCCAUGACCAGAGUCCGAGUGGCAGCUUACUUUGAAAACUUUCUUGGCCCAUUGAAACCGGUGAAGGCCUCUGAUGGAGAUUACUACACCCUGGCACUGCCUAUGGGGGAUGUACCAAUGGAUGGUAUCUCGGUUGCUGAUAUUGGAGCUGUCAUCUGCAGCAUCUUUAAUUCUCCAGAGGAGUUUGUGGGCAAGGCCGUGGGUCUCAGUGCAGAAGCGCUGACCAUACAGCAGUAUGCUGAUGUUCUGUCCAAGGGUUUGGGGAAAGAAGUCCGAGAUGCAAAGAUCACCCCAGAGGCUUACGAGAAGCUGGAAUUUCCUGGAGCAAAGGAAAUGGCCAACAUCUGUCGGUUCUAUCAAAUGAAGCCAGACCGUGACAUCCAGCUCACCCACCGACUGAAUCCCAAAUUCAAAAGCUUCAGCCAGUUCAUCUCAGAGAACCAGGCAGCCUUGAAGAGCUCCUAAACUGUUCACACAGGUCUCUGAGAACGCAGUGUUCUUCCUCCCAGAUCCUGGUCUUCUCUAGAGCACUAAAUCUAUGUUUAUAGAACAGAUAGCUUAGAAUCAGUUGUUAUACCCUGAAGGCUUCCCUGGGUUGGGAGUGGGGCGGGGGCGGGUAGGACACUGCAGGAUACUGCAGAGCUGAUUAACACAGUAAUUGACCCGCAUGUAACGUUCCAGCUGCUAAUAAACGUAGUACACCUGUCAGGCUAAGUGAGAGGCUCCCAGCCUGCCACCCUGUAGUUCUCUCUUCCCAACAGCCACGUUGCCUUGGAAGUCUCUGGCCUGAGCAACUUGGAGCUCCUUCCCGCUCACAAAUCAGUGGGGAUGGGGGGACCCUUAGCUUUCUCCUUCAUAAGGCCUCCUUGAGGCCUAUCUCUGGAACUCCCCUAGACAACUCCAGUUUUUUCAAGCGUGUUGUCACUUCUCCGUGAGGUUUUAAGUGAUUUUAAUUUUCUUAAAAAUCUUUGUAGAGGGUUUUCUGGGGAACUCGGUGUUCAGUGAACAAGUGUUGGAAAUGGAAAUUCAGUUUUGCUUCAAGGUUGGAAGCUCAUCUCUGAUUCAGUCAUUAAAUCAGCUGUUGAAUCAUCACUCAGUUACUUGUCUUUUCACUCACCCAUCCCUCAUUUAUCCAUCCCACAGCUUGCUUUUCAGCACCAGCACCAAUGGUACAUUUGUAGGCAUUGCUCCCCUCCUGUUUUCUUAUUGGAGUGGUCCAUUCUCCAAAGGCUGCCAUGGCCCCUUUUCAGUUUGUGGUUGGGUUUGUGUCAUGCCAGGGCAAGAGGGGGGCUAUGUCACUACUUAGCGACAAGUGAAGCCUAGAGCCUGUGCAGUGGGUAAAGUCCAGGGGCUUGAGACAAUGUCUGGCAAAAGGUAGUAAAGUGGAAAAAGAAGGUGAUGGAAGUGCCCCCAGGGUGUCCUUUUCUGUAGCUAGCUUAGCAUUUUUUCUAUCCCAUAUUGUAAUUGUCUUGCUUACUAGCCUUCCUCUUGGCUGUGAGAGACUUGGACCCCUUUUUACCCCAGCACCUGGCACAUGGUAGGCGAUCAAUAAACGUUGAUUGACUAAAUGUGUGCAUAAAGUUAACUGAUCAUACCAUUACAAGGAAAGGGAAAUAAAUAGGUGCAUGGGUUGGAGAGUGGUGAGAACCAGCAACUGAUACUUAAAGCACAAGAGGCUGUCCGCGUCCGGGAGAGGGCUUGACCCCUACUACUCCGGGGCAGGUAGCAGAUGGGGCUGAGCAAGGACAGGGUGGCAGUGCCUGUGUGAAAGGGCACAGUGGCCUGGGACCUGGCUUAGAGAGGACGCUCAGCAAUGCCAGACGCCAGCCUUUCUGUCUCUUAAGGCAUCCAGUGGUGUUUGUUGAAAAUGAUGGAGGUUAUUGCAGACAAAUUUUGAUUCUUAAGGGGAAAUCAGUCAACUUGAGGACCAUGCUCCUUUCUGAAGGGCACUCUCCUUAUUCUCCAAGUGAACAACUCGAUUUGGCCUAAGCUAUCAACCCUGAGAAACGGGUAUGGAUAAAUUUCUAAAACAGGAAAAGAAAAACAAAGCCCUAAACUAAAAAUAGGUGGCUUAUUACUCAUCUGGUGGGCCAGGCAGGAAGAAUGGCCACUGCUUCCUAAAUAAACCUCAGCAUCCCCUAAGUGGAAGUGUCUGUAGGCCA
This is a messenger RNA of Bubalus bubalis (water buffalo), 2750 nucleotides long. Its product is annotated as nmrA-like family domain-containing protein 1. The record is from RefSeq and is a predicted model, not a curated record. NCBI's taxonomy places the organism in Eukaryota, Metazoa, Chordata, Mammalia, Artiodactyla, Bovidae.